GGGGCGGGAUAUGAUUUAAAAAUCCACAGGAUUCGGUUAGUGUUGACUACUGCACUGAAUACACUGCUGUUCACAUUUGUCACAUCAUCUUGGAUCAGACGCGAUGGCCUCACAGAAUAUGGAUCCCGCUGCUGCCGCUUCAACCGCAGCGCGUAAAGGAAGCGAGACGACCGGAAGUGUGUCUAAAGGCUCGGUCUCCAAAAGACUUCAGCAAGAACUGAUGACACUAAUGAUGUCAGGAGACAAGGGGAUUUCAGCGUUUCCAGAAUCUGACAAUCUGUUCAAAUGGAUCGGAACAAUAGAUGGAGCUCAGGGAACGGUUUAUGAAGGUUUGAGGUAUAAACUUUCACUGGAGUUUCCUAGCGGGUACCCCUACAACGCCCCACGGGUGAAAUUCAUCACGGCUUGUUUCCACCCAAAUGUUGAUGAGAAUGGCUUCAUCUGCCUAGACAUUUUAAAGGACAAGUGGUCUGCGCUUUAUGAUGUCCGCUCUAUAUUACUGUCUAUUCAGAGUCUGCUAGGAGAACCCAACAAUGAUAGUCCAUUGAAUUCCGCUGCUGCAGAAUUAUGGGAUGACCAAGAAGCCUUCAAAGCCCAUUUGCGCGCAACCUACAAGAAUUGACCGUAAAGAUGACAUAUGUGUCCUGUUUUAUCUGUCUCGUGUUCAUAAUAAUGUAAAUUUGAAUUAUGGGUCUGUGUGUGUGUACAUUAUUUCUAUGUUGUGUUAAACUUGCCUGAAUAAAAUGCUGUUUGAAAUUUGA
Molecule: messenger RNA, 761 nt
Organism: Triplophysa rosa
Lineage: Eukaryota; Metazoa; Chordata; Actinopteri; Cypriniformes; Nemacheilidae
Gene: ube2c
Product: ubiquitin-conjugating enzyme E2C
Exons: 7
Coding region: 104-622 (172 amino acids)
Source: RefSeq, a predicted model, not a curated record